Molecule: messenger RNA, 3852 nt
Organism: Limulus polyphemus (Atlantic horseshoe crab)
Lineage: Eukaryota; Metazoa; Arthropoda; Merostomata; Xiphosura; Limulidae
Product: C-terminal-binding protein-like
Exons: 9
Coding region: 1072-2337 (421 amino acids)
Molecular function (GO): transcription corepressor activity; NAD binding; oxidoreductase activity, acting on the CH-OH group of donors, NAD or NADP as acceptor
Source: RefSeq, a predicted model, not a curated record
AGAGAUCGCACUUACCAGUUACUUCUACUCUUUGUAACAGUGCAGAAAUAGAACGCAGCCGGUUAACAUUAAUAUAUUUUUUUUCUUCUAAAAAGACGUUCAACAAGAUAAUUUAGUUGGAGUUGCAUGUGGUGAUGAUAGUCAAGGUUUUCGCACACAUGUUUGACUGAUAAUGUAUACUGGGAUUCCAGCACAUAGAAGAUUAAAACAACGUAGAUAGUGUGUCAAAACGUAUUGUUUGUUACUUCCUGCAUUCGUUGAUCAGUGUCGCUCAUGAUUGUCAUAAGUUCAAGUAAAAACUAUUUAGUGACGUAAGCAUUAAAGGACCAACAUAUAAAACUUAAGUCUUUCCUGACCGAUCGAACUGAUGAAUAGUCAGUUUUUUGGUUACUUUUCUGCAUAAUUCUUGUUCAGAAAGUUGAAACAGAUCUGCGUGUUACAAUAGUUCAAGAUAUCUUCCAUGGCACACACUGUGUUGGCGCCAUAUCUCUACCGCCGUAGUCCGUGCUAACGCUUCAGUAAAUACGUGUUGGUCUCCGAACUGGUCGAAUGACCUUGAUUCAAGACACCAGGUUUCUUUCUGCUCAUGUAAAAAUGCGAGAGUUACAAGUGCGUCUACCGUAGCAGUAACAGAUACAUGCUUCAGAUACUGGGAACGGUAACACGAAAAGUUGCAACUUGUUUGUGUCUAGAAAAGUUGUUUGAUGGUACUUUCUUUUAAUGUAUAAAUGUGUUUGCUUGUGAAAAAAACCGUCUAGCUCGUUCCCUAGUGGUUACGUGUUUUAUUUGUAGUUGAAUGUUUCAAUUUUACAAAGUACCGGUCUACAUGAGUGAGUAAAUACCGCUUUCAAAUAGCUUGGCAAAACAAGUACAUUUGUGGAACAUGCUUUCCCUGUAUGGUGGUUCUUGAGUUGUCUUUUCUACUGUGCAAAAAACAAGAGGCAGGCUGCUCUAGCCUGACCUCUGCUGCAGUCACUGCAUAAAUCUUCUGCUGAGAAAGAACUAGAAAACCAGGCAGAAGGUGCUAAGGUUGAACAUAGUAGGAAAACAAAACCUUCAUUGGUUGCACAUAUGGACAAAAAGAAGCCUGUUAAGAGACCCCGAAUGGAUAAUCCACCAAUUGGAGCUCGUGGACCAAUAGCUAAUGGCCCUCUACAUUCCCGACCCCUUGUUGCAUUAUUUGAUGGUCGAGACUGCUCUGUUGAGAUGCCUAUACUUAAGGAUGUGGCAACUGUUGCCUUUUGUGAUGCCCAGUCCACUCAAGAAAUUCAUGAAAAGGUGUUGAAUGAAGCUGUUGGUGGACUGAUGUGGCAUACAAUAACCUUGUCGAAAGAAGAUCUAGAAAAAUUUAAGGCUCUUCGAAUUAUUGUUCGAAUUGGCUCUGGUGUUGACAACAUUGAUGUGAAAGCAGCAGGAGAUUUGGGAAUUGCAGUUUGUAGUGUUCCAGGCUAUAGUGUAGAGGAAGUGGCUGACACAACAUUGUGCCUAAUUUUAAACCUCUAUCGAAGAACAUAUUGGUUAGCCAAUAUGGUUCGAGAAGGAAAGAAAUUCCAAGGCCCAGAGCAUGUCCGAGAAGCUGCUCAGGGUUGUGCACGGAUCCGGGGAGAUACACUUGGAAUUGUAGGACUUGGUCGGGUUGGCACAGCUGUAGCCAUAAGAGCUAAAGUGUUUGGAUUCAAUGUGAUUUUUUAUGAUCCAUACCUUCCUGAUGGAACUGACAGAGCACUUGGCAUAAACCGAGUUUACACACUUCAAGAACUGCUGUUUCAAAGUGAUUGUGUCUCUCUCCAUUGUACACUAAAUGAGCACAAUCAUCACCUAAUUAAUGAAUACACCAUUAAACAGAUGAGACCAGGUGCCUUCCUAGUUAACACUGCUAGAGGAGGAUUGGUGGAUGAAAAUGCCUUAGCUUUAGCCCUUAAAGAUGGCAGGAUCCGAGCCGCUGCAUUAGAUGUCCAAGAAAAUGAACAUUAUGGCAUUCAUGCUGGUCCUUUAAAGGAUGUUACAAACUUGAUAUGUACACCUCAUGCAGCAUGGUACAGCGAUGCUAGCUCCACAGAAUUGAGGGAAAUGGCUGCAUCUGAAAUAAGACGAGCAAUUGUGGGCCGAAUUCCUGAUUCAUUACGCAAUUGUGUCAACAAGGAGUACUUAACACCAAGUGGGUUUGGAGAAAGCAUGAAUGGAGCUGCUGGUUACAACUAUAAUCCCAUGGGUAUUCCACAUUCUACAACAUUGGAACCAUUAUCUACAACCCCAUCUGUUUUAACUCCUCAUUCUACACUUCAGGAUGCCCCCACUCAUAUGACCUCCAAGCCUGAAAGUUCAGAAGUCCAUUAAUAUCUGUGUGUGCCAAUCAUGAGAACUUCUUUAAUCAAAAAAAAACUUUCUGGGUAUAAGUUAAAUUCUGACUCAUGUUUGGAUAAAAACAUUUUCCACCAUGUUGAUAUCUUUGUAACACCUCAGUAACAUAAUGACAGCUACAUUUGUUUUUUGCAGUAAAUUGACUGUAUGUACUGUCAUUGAUUCUUCAUAGUCCAUCCUGGUUUUGUGUAACUUGCUAAUAGAAUAAUUGAUCCAGUAUGUUUUAUUUUAUUAUGGUUUUCAAGAUCAUUAUAUUACCAACUGUACUAGGAAGGAAACUUUCAACAUUUGAAACAACAAACAAAAUAUAUUGACUUCAUUCACUUAUCCUUUCUUUUUUCAGUUUAAUAUGCUUUUAAAAUAGAGCUGUAUGUAUUUGGUGAUGCAUGACAAAUAAGGCUAACUUUGCUAUUGGAAUAAAAUGAAUGAAAAGGUAUGGUUGUGAUGAAGUCCACACAGGAAAUUUAACAGAAAUGUUAUUAUUCUAGCACCUUAUUAAGACAUAUAUAUAUUAAAACGCACACACAGCUGUGUGGAUACGCUUCCUAAACCUUGUGAUUCACAAUAAUUACUGGCUAUUUGCAACAUGAGAAGUUUUACUCAGAUUUACCUGUAAUUGGUGUUAUAUGCCUAAUUGACUGACUAAAAAUAUAAAACCUUCACUUAGAAUGUGAUGGACGUAUAAGCACUAGUUAAUCAAGUCACCAAAUUAAAUCAGCUUAUAAAGUGAAAGUUUGAUCAUAUUGAAUGAAGUAGUUGAUGCCACUAACUUUAACUUUUAAUCAUGCCAUUGAUUUGGCUCAUAAAGCACUUAAUGUGAACCUCUAAUUUUUUUUCGUUGUCUGUUUCAUACACAGUGAGUAGUGGAUUGCAAUGGUCUGUAAUUUCUUAAUUUGUUUUCCCCUUAUUACUGCAUUUAGUGUGUGGAAAACUGUGCCUAAUAAAUUUUUGAUUUGAAUGUUAUGUAGUAUGUGUUCCACAAUACAAAUAUAUUUGAAAAGAUCAUUCCAUUUUUCCUUGAGUAGUUUUUAUGUUUGUGAUUAUAGAUGACAUGUAGGAAGACUUUCAUUAGUUUAUAUGGACUUGGUUUUUAUCUUAUCCUCUUUAAUGUAUCAUUGACGAAAUCUUCCUUCUUUCAUGGUACAUUCAUAUAGUGCCUCCAUCUUUUACCAUUGUGACAGAGUACUGUGUUUGGUAUUUUCAUAGUAAUCAAAUAAGGAAGUGAAAUAAUUAUGUAACGAUGUAGCUGGUUCCUCUAUAGCUUAUUUUCGUUAAUUAUUUGAUGAUUGUCAUGUUUUGUACUUCAGCAGUUAUACAUGUAUCGAGUAUUGAAGAUAACUGAUAGAUGGAAGUUGACUUAGUUGAUCUAGAUUUUAUUAGUAAAUGUUAGUCUUUUCCUUUGUUAGAGAUUCAUUUUGUGAUGUUCAAAUUCAUUUAGUUUCUGUGUUUUCAUAAUGGUGGCAGUGAACAAUAAACCCAUACCUUCUGUAA